This is a messenger RNA of Notothenia coriiceps (black rockcod), 569 nucleotides long. Its product is annotated as bestrophin-2-like. Bases 58 to 546 code for a protein of 162 amino acids. The transcript is spliced from 3 exons. Gene Ontology annotation, molecular function: chloride channel activity. Lineage: Eukaryota; Metazoa; Chordata; Actinopteri; Perciformes; Nototheniidae. The record is from RefSeq and is a predicted model, not a curated record.
GGAGUCUUUUCUUCCAUGCAGCUCUUUUAUUGAAGACCUUGACAUUUGCUGCCACCAAUGACUGUCACAUACACAGCCAGAGUUGCAAAUGCCCGUUUCUGUGGCUUCUCCAAGCUGCUGCUGGCCUGGAAGGGCAGCAUCUACAAGGUGUUGUAUAAAGAGUUCCUGGCUUUCUUUGCCAUGUACACCGCCAUCAGCAUCACAUACAGAUUUGUCCUGUAUGAUGAUCAGAAGAGGUACUUUGAGAAGCUGGCAAUUUAUUGCAACCACUACGCCAGCCUCAUCCCCAUGUCCUUUGUUCUGGGUUUCUAUGUGACCCUGGUGGUGAACCGCUGGUGGAGCCAAUACACCAGCAUCCCACUCCCUGACCGGCUCAUGUGCGUCCUGUCGGGGGGGCUCCAGGGCAGCGACGAGCGGGGCCGCCUGCUGAGACGCACCAUGAUGCGUUAUGCCAGUCUGUCGGCCCUGCUCAUCCUCCGCUCCGUCAGCACCGCCGUGUUCAAACGGUUCCCCACCAUGGACCAUGUGGUGGAGGCUGGUGAGUAGCUGCCAGGACCGGGGGGUGGAGG